This is a messenger RNA of Gadus chalcogrammus (walleye pollock), 3041 nucleotides long. RefSeq names its product macrophage erythroblast attacher, E3 ubiquitin ligase (gene maea). The record is from RefSeq and is a predicted model, not a curated record. Bases 35 to 1225 code for a protein of 396 amino acids. Gene Ontology annotation, cellular component: GID complex; nucleus; cytoplasm. The transcript is spliced from 9 exons. Gene Ontology annotation, molecular function: protein binding; ubiquitin protein ligase activity. Gene Ontology annotation, biological process: proteasome-mediated ubiquitin-dependent protein catabolic process. NCBI's taxonomy places the organism in Eukaryota, Metazoa, Chordata, Actinopteri, Gadiformes, Gadidae.
CCACAUUGGGGAAAAAAACAAGCAGAAAGCCAAGAUGGCGGUGCAGGAGACAGCCUCUCAACUCUCCAUGGCGUUGAAGGUCCAGGAAUAUCCGACACUAAAGGUUCCGUACGAGACUCUGAACAAGCGGUUCCGAGCCGCUCAGAAGAACAUCGACCGGGAGACGAGCCACGUCAGCAUGGUGGUGGCGGAGCUGGAGAAGACCCUGAGCAGCUUCCCGGCCGUCCACUCGGUGGUGUCUCUGCUGGACGGCGUGGUGGAGAAGCUGAGUGCCCUCAAGAGGAAGGCGGCGGAGUCGAUCCAGGCAGAGGAUGAGAGCGCUAAGCUGUGUAAGCGUCGUAUUGAACACCUGAAGGAGCACAGCAGCGACCAGCUGGCCUCCGUCAGCCUGUGGAAGAAGAAGAGGAUGGACCGCAUGAUGGUGGAGCAUCUGCUGCGCUGUGGCUACUACAACACGGCCGUGAAGCUAGCACGCCAGAGCGGCAUCGAGGAUCUGGUUAACAUUGAGAUGUUCCUGACGGCUAAAGAGGUGGAGGAGUCUUUGGAGAGACAGGAAACCGCCACCUGUCUCGCUUGGUGCCAUGACAACAAGUCCCGCCUCCGCAAAAUGAAGAGCUACCUGGAGUUCAGCCUGAGGAUCCAGGAGUUCAUCGAGCUCAUCAGACAGAACAAACGCAUGGAUGGAGUCAGACAUGCGAGGAAGCACUUCAGUCAGGCGGAGGGCGGCCAGCUGGACGAGGUACGCCAGGUGAUGGGGAUGCUGGCCUUCCCCUCGGACACCCACAUCAGCCCUUAUAAGGAUCUGCUGGACCCAGCGCGCUGGAAGAUGCUGAUUCAACAGUUCCGAUACGACAACUACCGACUCCACCAGCUGGGCAACAACUCGGUGUUCACCAUCACCCUGCAGGCCGGGCUCUCCGCCAUCAAGACGCCUCAGUGCUACAAAGAGGAGGGCUCCUCUAAGAACCCAGACUGCCCCGUGUGCAGUAAGUCUCUGAACAAGCUGGCCCAGCCGCUGCCCAUGGCCCACUGCGCCAACUCACGGCUGGUCUGCAAGAUCUCCGGGGAGGUGAUGAACGAGAACAACCCUCCCAUGAUGCUGCCCAAUGGCUACGUCUACGGAUACAACUCACUGCUGUCCAUCCGCCAGGAUGACAAGGUGAUCUGCCCCAGAACCAAAGAAGUCUUCAGCUUUUCUCAGGCUGAGAAGGUCUACAUCAUGUGAUCUACAUGGUCUGCUGUGAUUGGAAGCUUCCUGUUUGGUUUGCGUGUGGCUGCCAUGUUCUCGCCAUCCUAUCACAAGAAGAGGAGAGCUGUUGGUCACGUGGUGACUCCCAUCCUACCCAGUGUUUGUGUUGUUUGGAGGGUCACCAUUUUAGGGUUAGUGAUGUAGAGAGGAAAAGUGGAGUUCCCUAGAGAGCGGCAGCCAUUUUGACUGUGAAGCUGAGUUUCCCUGGAAGAGAAAUGUAAAUAUUAGAUGAGCAUCCAACUUAUUGUGUACAGAUUGAGUGUGAUGAGGACCAGUGGCGUGGCUCUCUAAACAGAGUGAUGUUGUCCUGCUCCUCCUCUUUAAGGGAACAGGUUUGUAGUCAAUAUGAUUUACUUAUAUAAUAACAAUAACCACGCAUCCUCAACUCUCCAUCUGUUGUUUUUAAUGAGCGGUGUUCUUCCUGCGGGCCUGAACGGUCUCCUCGACCGCCCACAGACAGUGGGUUCCUUCGAGGGACCUGGGGUGUCCCUCACUAAAUGUCUUCUAGUUCCUUUUUUCAAUGACAAACAUGACAAUAAAGAUGACUUGUGUUUAUACACUAGUUUUACUUCUUACUUUGAAAGUGUCUAGUGUCCUGUUGGAUAUUAGAUUUAUAUUAAUCGCUGAGUGGAUUAAUAUCUACUUGGUUUACUUAUAAUAUUAUUAUACAACUUAUUAUAUUAUGUAACAACUCGUGAUACAUAAUCUAACUCUCGAUAUGUAUAUAUUUUUCUAUAUUUACUCAAUCACUCCUAUUGUGCUCACAAUGAUGAACCCAAACCCGACCGCUGGCUCUUGUCAUGGGUUCUAUCCCAUGGGUUCGUACCCUUACCCGGGUCUAUAACCCCUGCAGCUUGCGGAAGGUUAGUAGUUUGGAGGUCAGUGCAAAGAGUCAGCUUUAGGUUGUUAGUAUAGAGCCAUUAAACUAUAGGAUUACCCUAGCUCCCCCGAAAGAACCUAUAAACUUAUUAUAUUUAGAUUGUGUAUUAGGUAUUGUAGCUAGCUCACCCUGUAUAAAGAACUAACCAUAUUUAGAUAUGUGAGGUUAGCAAUAUCCCCUGUAUUGGUACUAGUGUAUUAGUACAGGUAUGUGUAUAUAGACCCGUUUGGUUCUCUAUACAUCUAGGCCCCACUAAAAGUGAAACUCUGGUUAGCUGUAGGCCUACUCUGUCGUCUGCUCCUCAACACCUCAGCCCAUAGUUUCUAUGGCUGACACUUUGCAGGCAUUCACAUGCUAAUAACAGCUGUAGAUUUUCACUCUGGAAUGUUGUUGUUGAGUUGAUUCUACCUUUGAAUGAGGGCGUCGCUUUGAAUGAAAAAAUCCAAUCAAACAUUAAGGGUAAUUCUAGCUAUAUGUGAUACUCUUCAGGUUUAUUCUUUCUUUUGAGUUUCAAUAAAAUGUAAUUGAUUAAGACAAAUAAAAAGUUCUAUAUAGUUAGACACUCGCCAGUCAAAAUGUGAAAGCUGGCUUUACAUUUAUUAUAGUGUUUGUUUUAAUUGUAUUCAUGAAAGUGUUUGUAUAAAUGAUGGCUGGGAUAACUGUAUUAAUUAAUUAUUAAUUACACCACAAUAGUAUACUCACACACACACACAGACACACUGUACUUUAGUGCUAUAUACUUUAAUAUGAUACAGCAGGCCUUUGUUGUUCCCACCCUGAACGCAGGGGGCCGAGCGGCCUGGGCUAGGGUUAACAAUGGAAAGGAGGGAAUGAGCGUUAGGAAGGCAUGGUCGGAGGAUACGGAACCUUAUACACGGUGGGAUAUGUGACGAAAUGACUCAAAUAAAAAUA